AGGGAGUCGAAGACGAGAGGGGAAGAGUGGCAGAGACGGUAGGUGUGUAAAAGGGAAUCGAAGAGGGUGGAGGGGGGGUGCGAAGAGAGGAUUCUUUGCAGGGUUUUGAAUUGGCGGUGUUUGGCGAGGGUGUGGGCGACGAUGGAGAGGGAUUGGAGGGUGUGAGAGGAGGGGCUAUGUUGGAGGACCCAGUUCCAGAGUUUCAGGGACGAAACGUGGUCGUUUUGGAGGGCCAGGAGGAGGUGUGCGAGACGGAAGGGUGUGAGUGAGAGUGAGAGAGAGUGGAGCUUGUGCCAGUGGGAGUGGAUCACGUGGCUGUGGGCUACGGUUAUCAAGUCCAGAUCCUGACCUCGAGCCUCGGGGAUGGUUCGGUGAGGUAUGGGAAGCAAUGUCGAAAACCCACGCUGCCGAAUGCUUCUCAUUGUGCUGAACCAGCGUGGUGGCGUUGCCGCAGUCCGCAGAGGAGAAAGAGAAGAAUCAAAUUAUUGGGCCUUCGCUGCUGGGUAACGCGUAUCCCUUCGGCCCGGCCCGGCCCAAAUCCUAUUUUAAAGUCGUAACGUAACCCCACACAAAAACAAAGAGAUUGAAUUGGGGAGUGAGUGGAAGAUGGCGGCGGCGCCGGGAAACGCAAUGAUGGAGGGAGGAGCGGUGGCGCAGCCUCCGGGAACCGACAUGACCGGAAUAUGCUUCCGGGACCAGCUAUGGCUGAACAGCUUCAUUCUGGAUCGGAACUUGGUGUUCGAUUACUUCGCGCUCUCCCCUUUCUACGACUGGACCUGCAACAACGAGCAGCUCCGCAUGCGCUCCGUUCACCCCCUCGACCUCUCUCAGCUCUCGAAGAUGACGGGCACGGAGUACGUGCUGAGCGAAGUUAUGGAGCCGCACCUCUUCGUCAUUCGCAAGCAGAAGAGAGAUAGCCCCGACAAGGUUACUCCUAUGCUCGCCUAUUACGUCCUUGACGGUUCUAUUUACCAGGCUCCGCAGCUAUGCAAUGUCUUUGCCGCCAGAAUUGGAAGGGCCCUUUAUUACAUACAAAAAGCUUUUACUACAGCUGCCUCAAAGUUGGAGAAGAUUGGAUAUGCUGGGUCAGCUGAUUCUGAAAAUGAGACGGCAUUGCCGGAAUCUAAGACUGUUAAGGAGACAAUCGACAUAAAGGAGGUUAAGCGGGUGGAUCAUAUUCUUGCAUCCUUGCAACGCAAGUUACCACCAGCUCCUCCUCCACCAGCAUUUCCAGAAGGGUAUGUUCCGCCUCCAACAGGAGAAACUGAGAAAGGGACCGAAACUCAGGAAGCAGCAGAAACACAAGCUCCUACUGCUGAUCCCAUAAUUGAUCAAGGACCAGCAAAAAGAAUGAAAUUUUGAUACGAAAGGCAUACUUAAAUCGCUUGGGGAAAAGUAUAUUAUUCCUUACAGGUGGCUCUUGCUGAAACAUGAUUAACAUAAUGUUAUUAUCUGGUCUAAAAAUGCGCAACUCUUUUUCCUGUCUUCGCCAUAAAUGUAGAUAUUAUCACUGAGGUUCUCUUGAUUUUUCAUUCUAGACAAUGUAAUUAUUAAGCCAUUGUAAGUGUAAACGAAACUAAUUGGUAAAAUAGCCUUUGCGUUGAACAUUUUAUUUUUAUUUUACCUUGUUUUCGCGGAACACAUGGCGAAAUCGAAUUACUGUUGAAUCAUGUGUAUAAUAAUAUCGCGUCCAUUAUGGCUUAUAUUGAAUUGUCUUGGCUUCUUGA
Molecule: messenger RNA, 1727 nt
Organism: Cajanus cajan (pigeon pea)
Lineage: Eukaryota; Viridiplantae; Streptophyta; Magnoliopsida; Fabales; Fabaceae
Gene: MED6
Product: RNA polymerase transcriptional regulation mediator-like protein
Biological process (GO): regulation of transcription by RNA polymerase II
Cellular component (GO): mediator complex
Molecular function (GO): transcription coregulator activity
Source: RefSeq, a predicted model, not a curated record